[Candida] anglica is the source of this 1614-nucleotide messenger RNA. Lineage: Eukaryota; Fungi; Ascomycota; Pichiomycetes; Serinales; Debaryomycetaceae. The record is from the annotation of a GenBank genome assembly.
AUGUCGUCUGUUAUUGGUAUUGCUUUCGGAAACACUUCCUCAUCUAUUGCUGUAGCUAACCAAGACGGUAAGGUCGAGGUUAUUGCCAACCCUGAUGGGGAUCGUUCCAUUCCAUCUGUCUUGUCCUACGUUGGUGAAGAUGAGUACCAUGGUGCUCAAGCUAAGGCUCAAUUGAUCAGAAACCCACAAAACACCAUCACCAACUUCAGAGACCACAUUGGUAAGAAGUUCGUCGAAAUUGUUGCCGAUGAAGCUAAUGUUGCUGCUCCAGUUGUUGAAGUUGCUGGCGGUCUUCCAGGUUACAAGGUUAACAACGAAACCAUUUCCGUUGAAGAAGCUACCAAGAGACACUUGAAGCAAAUUAAGAUUGCCGCUGAAGACUACAUCGGUAAGUCUAUUGAAGGUGUUGUCAUGACUGUCCCAACUGAUUUCACUGCUACUCAAAAAACUGAAUUAGCCAGAAUUUCCGGUGAAGCUGGCUUGAAGGUUGUUCAAUUAAUUAACGAACCAUCUGCCGCCCUUUUGGCUCAUUUAUCUGCUGAACCUGAAAAGUUGUUGCAAGACAAGGUCUAUGUUGUUGCUGACUUUGGUGGUGUCAGACUGGAUGCUGCUGUUAUCUCUGUCAGAGGUGGUAUUUUUACUAUUUUAGCCACUGCUCACGAACAUGGUUUGGGUGGUGAUCAAUUAGAUGCUUCUCUUUCCGAAUACUUUGCUAAGGAAUUCGAAAAGAAGUACAAGGCUAACCCAAGAACUACAGCUAGAUCCCUUGCUAAGUUGAAGCAAGAAUCCAUCGUCGUCAAGAAGACUUUGUCUAACGUUCAAACUUCUACUUGUUCCAUUGAAUCCUUGGCUGAUGGAUUUGACUUCCACACCACUAUAAAUAGACUUCGUUUUGAAUUAACUGCCAAGCUGGUUCUUUCUCAAAUGACUGCAUUUGUUGAAAAGGUUGUUACCAAGGCUGGUUUAGAAAACUUGGACAUUGACGAAGUUUUGCUUGUCGGUGGUUCCUCCCACACUCCAAAGUUGGCUUCCAAUGUUUCAUUUGUCUUUCCUGAAUCAACCGUUGUUGUUGCCCCAGCUUUAUCCACCAAGGCUUUGGACCCUGCUGAAUUAGUUUGUAGAGGUGCUGCUUUGCAAGGCCUGCUUGUCGAAGCUUUCGAUGAAGAAGAAAUCCACGAAUCUCUUCAACCAGUUGUUGUCAACACCCAACACUUGAAGCACUCUAUUGGUAUUAAGGAUGCUGAAGGCAACUUCCAAUCUAUCUUGGUUGCCGAAACCGCUUACCCAAUCAAGAAGAGUAUCGAAGUCACCAACGGUGAAUCUUCUUCUGUUGUCGUUGAAUUAUACGAAGGUAAGAGAACCAUCAAGGAAACUGUUCUUGAAGCUGAACCAAACUCUGAUUCUGAAGAUGAUUACUCCGAUGAUGAACCAGAAAUCAAGAAGGAAGUUGUCUACGAAUGUGGUCAAUUACUCGGUGAAUUGGCUCUUAAGGAUUUAAAGCCAAACUCUAAGCUCGAAGUUAUCGUUAACAUUACUCAAAAUGGUACUUUGCACGUUUCUGGAAGAGAAUUGAAGCAAGGUUCUAUUGCUGUUAAGGGUGAAAUAACCGCGUAA